Aspergillus wentii DTO 134E9 is the source of this 2079-nucleotide messenger RNA. Its product is annotated as FG-nucleoporin nup42. Gene Ontology annotation, molecular function: metal ion binding. The record is from RefSeq and is a predicted model, not a curated record. The coding region runs from base 253 to 1884 and encodes 543 amino acids. Lineage: Eukaryota; Fungi; Ascomycota; Eurotiomycetes; Eurotiales; Aspergillaceae. The transcript has 4 exons.
AGCUUUCGCCCACACUCGACUCUGCACUGGAUAAUCCACAAAACCAGCAUUGACUUAGCACUGUAUCUUUAUCUUCUAGAGAUUUCAUCAGUUUGGCCUCAUUAAAAUUCCAUCGUUCACCUUGUGAUGAGCUUUGAUCGGUGAUCUGGAGGCCCGAGUUUAACGUCUCGAGCCCAGAAAAGCAGACAGCUUGGUGCGGACUCUGCUGAAUUGAUCCCCGGGGGAUAAACCGGGGACAAGAGAAUCACUAAGAUGGCUAUCUGCACUUUUUACCAGCAAAAUCGCUGCAGGUUUGGAGAUCGCUGCAAAAAUGAGCACCCCGGCAGCCAGCAAUCGUUCAGCGCAGGAAAUCGGUUCGGAGCUCUGUCCGGUGGCGGAGGCUUUGGAGGAGGUCGCUCGGCUCCGCAGAGUCAACCAGCGUCCAACUUCGGAGUUACUACUGCUGAUAUCAAAUCGGACUUAACGGCUGGCCAAGGACUACCAGACUGGAUUUUCUCAUGUUAUGGACCUGGACGAAACGCUCCCAGACAGCUUUUUGGGGGCGCUCAACGAGAGCAGAGUUUCGAAGAACUACGACUGCGGCAUUAUGAAGCGGCUGCAACAGGAAAUGCGGAGCAAGCGGUUCAAGAAGCUCAAGCUCUAUACGCGGAGUCACUAAAGCAGGUAGAGACUGCGCUUAGCAACCUUGAAGGUGCUAUGAAAUACGUCAUUGAUGGGGCCAGUGAGCAUCCCAACAGGAAUGAUAUUACAGAGGGCAAGACAGGUCCAAGCGUCAGUCAAGGCCCCUCUGCCUUUGGUCAACCUACUCAACCUGCCCCAUUCGGUCAACCCGCUGCUGCUCCUCAGGCUCCUGCCUUUGGUCAACCUUCGGGACUGGGUGCUGGUCAAUCAGCCUUCGGUAAGCCAGCCGGGUUCGGACAGCCGUCGGCAUUUGGACAGCCAUCAGCCGUGGGACAAGCGUCUGGCUUUGGACAACCAAGUGCCUUAGGCCAGGGAUCUGCAUUUGGAAAGCCUUCAGGUCUAGGUGGUGGACAGCCAGCGUUUGGCCAGCCAGCAUUUGGUCAGUCGGGGUUUGGCCAGCCUCAGCCAGCAUUUGGUCAACCGUCUUUCGGUCAGCCGUCAGCAGCUGGGCCUUCGACGUCCGCAUUCGGGCAGCCUAGUGCAGCAUCACCUUUUAGCCAGAUAUCUAGUCAAGGUCAAACUACUGGUGGUGGGUUUGGACAGCCAGCGGGGCAAACGACGGUUUCCCCUUUCGCUCAGGCAGCUGCUCAACAGCCAGCGGCACCUACAGGAUUUGGGCAACCUUCAGCAGCGCAGCCAACAGCAGGGCCAUUUGGCCAACCCGCGCAGCCAGCGGCACCGUUUGGCCAGCCUCAGCAACCGGCAGCUCCUUUCGGUCAACCGUCUACAGCUCCCAGUCCAUUUGGAGCACCAGCUCAACCACCCGCCGCUUCGCCUUUUGGCCAACCUACUGGGGCACCACUGGGGCAACCGGCUGCACCUAGUGUAACUGCAGGUACCGGACCACCACCGGCUGUCAAGGUCGAAGAUCCUACAGACCUUCACCCUAUCCCGCCUCUGGCUGGCCAGACCGUUCGGGAUCCUAUGACAAAGAGACUCACCAUGUGGAAAGGACAGCCGGUGAAGUAUAUCGAAAACUCGCCGUGCUAUCUUCACCCACAAGAUCGCCAAACUUAUACCCACAUCUUCUUCCCUGACGGGCCACCGGAUGAAGCCAGUCUCAGAGAUACACAGGGCAAACCCGAAGAUUAUACUCCGGAGAUUACAGAACAGUAUGAGUUCUUUGUGAAGAAUGGGCAUUUCAAAGAUGGUGUCAUCCCAAGCGUACCACCCAAGACGGAGUGGGUGAGCUUUGACUUCUAAGAUAGAAGAUCGGUUUUGUUUAUCAUUAUUUGUAGUAUAUAGUUGUGGGCGACAGCUACUUCAUUCGCUUUCACAGGGGGGUUCAAAAGGCGCAAUUUGAUAGUGUUACGGGAUCCAACGCGGUACACCGGGUUACUGGGUAUUAUUUAAGGGGCCUAGGCUUUUUUACGAGACGAUUGAUAUGCAAUAGAAAUA